AUGGACACUGUGAAAUGUUAUGCAUGGGAGAAGACUUUUCAAUCUCGAGUUCAAAGCGUGCGGACUGAUGAGCUGUCAUGGUUUCGCAGUGCACAGUUCCUUUCUGCUUUCAACAGUUUUAUACUGAAUAGCAUUCCAGUUAUUAUGACAUUGGUUUCGUUUGGGACGUUCACCUUGCUUGGUGGAGAUUUGACGCCUGCAAAGGCAUUUACAUCACUUUCUCUGUUUCAAGUGUUAAGAUACCCUCUAAGCAUGCUUCCUAACUUACUGAGCCAGGUUGUAAAUGCAAAUAUAUCAUUGCAACGCUUGGAGGAACUAUUUUUAGCUGAAGAGAGAAUUUUGGCACCAAAUCCACCUCUUGAACCAGGAAUUCCAGCAGUCUCAAUUAAAAAUGGAAACUUUUCGUGGGAUUUAAAGGUGCGUGACAACAUAUUGUUUGGGUCAGGAUAUGAACCUUCACAAUAUUGGAAAGCUAUUGAUGGGCAUGACCUCACUGAGAUAGGUGAAAGAGGUGUCAAUAUUAGUGGUGGGCAGAAGCAAAGAGUUUCCAUGGCUAGGGCCGUCUACUCCAAUUCAGAUAUAUACAUAUUUGAUGACCCUUUAAGUGCUUUGGAUGCUCACGUUGGUCGAAAGGUCUUCGACAGUUGUAUUAAGGAAGAGUUGCAAGGAAAAACCAGGGUUCUUGUCACAAACCAGCUACAUUUUCUUCCACAGGUGGAUAAAAUUAUUCUUCUCGGUGAAGGUAUGAUUAAAGAGGAAGGAACCUUUGAGGAACUCUCUAAAAAUGGAAAGUUGUUCCAGAGGUUGAUGGAAAAUGCAGGGAAAAUGGAAGGGCAAGUGGAAGAAAAAGAGAAUGGUGAAAACCAGGACUGUAAAAGCUCAGAACCAGCAGCUAAUGGAACAAAUGAGUUGCCACAAAAUGCAAGCAAUAAAAUGAAAGGGAAAGGAGGGAAGUCUGUACUUAUCAAGCAGGAAGAACGAGAAACAGGUGUUGUCAGCUGGAAUGUUUUAAGGAGUUCAAGCCUUCUUGCAGCCAAAAAACUUCAUGAUGCCAUGCUAGAAUCUAUCCUACGAGCUCCAAUGCUAUUCUUCCAUACUAACCCGAGCGGAAGGAUAAUCAAUAGGUUUGCAAAGGAUCUAGGUGAAAUAGAUUGCGAUGUUGCCAGUUUUGCAAACAAUUUUUUAGGCCAAGCUUGGCAGCUGCUUUCAACUUUUGUGCUGAUAGGCAUUAGUACUUCCCGUGAAGUGAAACGCUUGGAUUCCAUUACAAGGUCUCCAGUUUAUGCACAGUUUGGAGAAGCCUUAAAUGGUUUGUCUAGCAUUCGUGCAUAUAAAGCAUAUGAUUGGAUGGCCAUCAUCAAUGGGAAGUCUAUGGACAAUAAUAUCAGAUUUGGCCCGAGCUUCCUCCAGUCUUACAUGGAGAAGCUAGGAAUAGUUGGAAGAACUGGAGCAGGGAAAUCUAGCAUGCUAAAUGCAUUGUUCCGGAUUGUGGAACUGCAAAGAGGAGAAAUCACCAUUGAUGGUUGUGACAUUGCUAAGUUUGGACUGACAGAUUUGAGGAAAGUUCUCAGUAUCAUACCACAAUCACCAGUUCUUUUCUCAGGAACUGUACGAUUUAAUCUUGAUCCAUUUAGUGAACACAAUGAUGCUGACCUAUGGGAGGCUUUAGAGAGGGCACAUUUAAAGGAUGCCAUUAGGAAGAAUUCUUUUGGUCUGGAUGCUGAGGUUCUUGAGGGAGGGGAGAAUUUUAGUGUUGGGCAGAGGCAACUUCUAAGUCUUGCACGAGCACUGCUGCGAAGAUCUAAGAUUCUUGUUCUUGAUGAAGCAACUGCUUCUGUCGAUGUUACAACUGAUGCUCUUAUCCAGAAAACCAUAAUAGAAGAAUUCAGAUCUUGCAUAAUGCUAAUUAUUGCUCACAGACUAAAUACCAUUAUUGACUGCGACAGAAUUCUUGUGCUUGAGGCUGGUCAGGUUUUAGAACAUGGUACCCCAGAGGAACUGCUACAAAAUGAAGGAAGCGCAUUCUCUAGGAUGGUUCAAAGUACAGGGCCAGCAAAUGCUCAAUACUUGUAUAGCCUGGUGUUUGAAAGUAAAGAGCACAAGUUGUGUAAAAGGAAGGAUGGCCAGAGAAGACAGACAGACUCUUCAAGAUGGGCUGCUGCUGCCCAACUGGCCCUGGCUGUUAGCCUCGCUUCUUCAGAGAAUGGUCUUCCAAUGGUAGAUGUUGGAGACGAGGGCAAUGUCCUCAGGAAAACAAAAGAUGCAGUUAUAACACUUCAGGAUGUCCUGGUAGGGAAGCAUGACGAAGCGAUUGGUAAUUCACUUCAACAGAGCCAAGUCCCGCAAGAUGGAUGGUGGUCAGCUUUCUACAGAAUGAUUGAAGCAUGGCAGCGGAGCAAAUUAGAUGAGGUGCAGAGAUGGCCAAGCGCUAGCACAUUUAAGGAGAUAAGAGUACUGCAUAUUAGCUAUCGAGAGGCUGCAGGUACCUGCAGGGAAGUGAUGUAUUAUGUAUAUAUUGAGAGUGAGGAAGGGUAUCCAAACCAAAUCUGGACUUUUAUACAAGAUUAUCCUCACCGCGUCCACACCUACCAUAUAUUAUACGUGCGUGUGCGCCUGCAUCUUUUAUAUCUUCCAAAUAGGAGAAAAGAAAAAUACAGCUUUCAGCCAUGGCCAAAGUGUGCAACAGAACUCCUUUCUACCGUUACAGAAGAAGCCGAAGCCGAAGCCGCUCUCUUUUCUACCCUAGAUACUCUCCAAGGAGAAGCCAGAACCCUAGCCCGAGCCCUAGCAUCUCUCCAAGGUCUUACCCUCGAAGCCCUAGCCCUCGAAGGUCUUACUCUCGAAGCCCUAGCCCUCAAUGACAGUGGUAAAGAAGACCACAACCUCCUUGAUAGCUCUGGCAAAGAAUUAGAUCGAAUAAGUGAAUUGCCCGACUGCAUUAUCCAACAAAUUCUCUCCUUUUUGCCUGCCAAAGAUGCAGUGAAAACCGGCGUUCUAUCCAGUAGAUGGGCCUAUUUGUGGACUACAAUUCCAUGCUUGAGUUUCCGGCAGAUUGAUUUCCCCGGCAGAAUAUGUGCGCGAGAUUUCAUUAAAUUCAUUAAUGCAACCCUAAUGCUUCAUAGGGGUAUGAACAUUGAGAAAUUUUCUCUCAGUUUCCAUGAUCUGGAUAAAUGUCCUCAUAACAAGGUUGAUUUAUUGAUUCGUUACAUGACUCUAGCUAAUGUUAAAAACCUUGAUCUAGAUUUCGGCCCAGCAUCACGUCAAAGACAAACUGGCAAUGACAGAUAUGUCUACAAACUGCCACAGCAGCUGUAUUCAAAUACAUGUCUCGCAAAAUUGUCUUUGUCUAGGUGUAAUAUGAAGCCGGUUGGUGCAAUUAGAUGGCACUCACUCAAGAUUUUAUCGAUUGGAGAGAUGCAAUUAGAUGAUGAUUUGAUGAAAAAUGUAUUAGAGGGAUGUCCUUUGCUGGAAGUUUUGGAGUUAUAUCAGUUUCAUGGACUAAAUAAAUUGAUCUUUAGUAAUAGGAGCUUGAUAAAGUUUGUGAUAAGGGAUCACCAAUAUCAAGAUGAUUCUACCUUUGAUAUCUCAGGCCCGUAUCUUCAAUCAUUGGUUAUGUCCGGGGAUAUGUGGAUGUAUAACUACAGGGUUUUCAAUGCAAAAUCUCUAGUUGAUUGCUCUUUGGAUUUUACCUUUGAUGCAUGGUAUAGUCGAGGCUUUGAGGUGUGCGAAGUAGAUAUGCUACUUGAUCUACUUAAAGAUCUUCACCAUGCCAAAGAACUUACCUUGGGAGCAUGGUUUAUUCAGGUUUUAUCCAUGGUGAAGCUUAAAGGGAUGUCUUGUCCGCUGCCUGAAUGCAGAUAUUUGGCAAUGGACACAUGCUUGAAGAACUGGGACUUCCCUGGGAUAGCAUGCCUUUUAGAAAAUUCACCUUCCUUAGAGACACUAAUCAUAAACUUGACAACAAUUUCCAUUCCAGAGGUAUGUUUUGACGAGGAUGAUCCGUUAAUGGCUGAUGCAGAAAACUAUUGGAUGUAUCAAACAAUAAGGAACUUCAAGUGUUUGAUGCUGUAUCUGAAGACUAUUAAAAUCACUGAGGUUUUACCAUGGAAUUUCGGUGAAUUUGUUGUCCCAUUGGUACAUUUUUUGGUUUCGAAUGGAAGGGUUCUUGAGAAUAUUACUGUGAAAGCAGCUGGAGAAGGUUCAUGGAAGGAAUUGUUUCAAAUGGCCCAAAGAUUGUUAAGUCUCCCAAGAUCCUCUCCCUGUUCAGUCCUUAAAUUCUUGGAGUACUGA
This is a messenger RNA of Dovyalis caffra, 4290 nucleotides long. The record is from the annotation of a GenBank genome assembly. Lineage: Eukaryota; Viridiplantae; Streptophyta; Magnoliopsida; Malpighiales; Salicaceae.